AUGGCCAGAACAAAAAGAACAGCCAGGAUCACCAAUUCGGACGGCUCCUCCUUCCAGGUGCCGAUUAGUAAAACAUUUGACCAGACGCCAGAUGUUGAAAUGAACCAAGGCGGCUCGGCUGCCGAUAGCUCUGAGGGAGGGAUCAAGGUGGUCCCUUCCCAUUUUACCGUAGACAUGUCUACUCCUUCUCUCGUCCCUUCUGAAGGAGAGGAGGCGGGCCCCUCCGGGAGAGGGGAGGAGUCGGACUCUUCCGAGAGCGAUUCUGAUGCCAACUCUUCGGGUCGCCUUUCUCCUGCUCCGAGGAGAGGUGAAGCCAUGAGCAAAAUAACCGCCUCCAAAACAGCGGCUGCUCUGCUACGAGCAUCCGUCAUGCAACAACACUCAUCAGCCGAUUCUCCCACCAAGGAGACGCCCUUAACGGACACACCAAGAGCUUCCUCCUCCCAACAGCCGGACUCCAAAGUCCAAAAAACGACAGUGGGGAGUUCACCUGGUUCUGCUAGGAAACAGCCGGCUGAAAAACAGCCAGCCACCCCGUCUCAAAAUCCAAGUCGACCGCCUAGAACCGGCCCUCAAGAACCGGACCUGGUCAAAGUGGCCAAGUCCAUGAUUAAAGCCGUCCCUCCAGCAGAGAGAGACGCGGUCCGGGGUGUCGGCACCCUUGACCUAGAUGGUAUUACAGGGCUCCUUGCUGAGGCGCAGGCUACUUCCACUAUUAGGACUGAGUUGGAGGCGGCCAAGAAGAAAAACGAUCAGAUGGAGGCGACCAUCCAGAACCUUAAAGACGAGAUGAAGCCUCUUAAGCUGAAGUCGAUCCAGUACGACGACUUAGAGAAAUCUUUAGAGCGCGUCAAGGAUCGCCUGGAAAAGCAGGAGAAGAGCCUUACUGAAGAGCUCUCGGCCAAGGCCAAGCAAGAGAAGAAGGAUUUGUUUCGCCAAUGCUCUGAAACGUAUAACCAAGAAGUCCUGCUAGCGGCUGCCGAGGAUAAUGCGCUAGAGGAGGAGGAGGAGCCAAUAGUGGCCUUGGUGCCGAUUGGGGCAGAUGCGCCUAAAAAGGGUGUCGAGACAAGCAAGAAGGAUGCUUCUUAG
Chenopodium quinoa (quinoa) is the source of this 1089-nucleotide messenger RNA. RefSeq names its product hepatoma-derived growth factor-related protein 2-like. The transcript is spliced from 6 exons. Bases 1 to 1089 code for a protein of 362 amino acids. Lineage: Eukaryota; Viridiplantae; Streptophyta; Magnoliopsida; Caryophyllales; Amaranthaceae. The record is from RefSeq and is a predicted model, not a curated record.